AUGACCAUGUCGCAACCAAAUUUAUGUUUUGCCAAUAUUUUGGUUUAUCUAAUUUUGUUAUUAGUAACCAUUCACAAUGUUUCUUCAUUUGUCUAUUACCAACCGAUCAAAAAAUCCCUAAUUUUUUCUCAAAAUGGAAUAAUUAAUAAACGCCAAACGGUCGUUCCAUUGCCAAACGCGGCAGAACCUAUACAGGGACCGAUCCUUUUCAAUACACAAGAAGAACUUAUAGCUACAGUUGAUGCAACAGAAAGUCAUUCAUCGCAAAUUGAAGCUAUUGAUGAAGAAGCUUUAGCAACAAACCUCGACAAUGAAGAAUACGAUAUAUUUGCCGUUUCUUGA
This is a messenger RNA of Cetraspora pellucida, 342 nucleotides long. Lineage: Eukaryota; Fungi; Glomeromycota; Glomeromycetes; Diversisporales; Gigasporaceae. The record is from the annotation of a GenBank genome assembly.